GUAUUUCUGUCAGCUUUGAACAUCUUUCUUGCUAUCACAGGUUCCCUUGGCAAUGUCUUGAUCCUGAAUGUUCUCCCCAAAACUUCUCUUCACUCACAAACAAAACUGCUAUUUGGAAACUUAGCGGUGACUGAUCUCUGCGUUGGACUUAUAUCGCAGCCUCUUUUCGUAACAAUUCGGCUUAGCGCCGUUAUAAAGAUGGACUUAGAAAUCCAGUACUACCUUAUGAACAUUGCAAAUGCCUUCGAUUUCAUUUUGUGUGGAGUUUCCAUCCUCACCUUAAGUGCAAUAAGUGUCGAUAGACUUCUUGCUCUUUUCCUGGGAAUAAGAUACAGAGCGAUUGUAAAUUUAAGGCACACUCGAGCUCUUCUGUCAUGUUUUUGGUUAAGUGGGAUUUCUGGUGUAUUACUGAGCUUGUUUACGAGCUUUAGUGUCGCUUCUAUAGUAGGCGUCAUUUUUGUAAUCAUUUCUACAGUCAUCUCGAUUUUUUGUUACACGAAGAUCUUUAUGACACUCAGACAAAACGAAACUUAAGUACAAAAUCUAGGACAACAGAGACGAAUGGGAAUGUCACCUAAUAUAGGGAGAUACAAAAAGACAGUUUGGAGCAUUGCUUGGGUGCAGUUGGCAUUAAUCGCUCUGCUAUAGUGAUGAAGAUAAAGCAUUCGAGUGGUACGACAGCGAACACUAUUUGGAUAUUUACAUUCAGUCUGAUUUACGUAAACUCUUCACUGAACCCAAUUCUCUACUGUUGGCGGAUCAAAGACGCUCAAGGUGAGACAGAUAGAGCGACAGUUUUUUAAAGUGGCUAUGUCACGAGGAUAUUGCUCUUUUAGGUCAGUUCUGUGCUGACCUUAUCACUAAGUGCCUUUAACCAUAUCCAAAAUGUUCCAUUAGAGCCGGAUUUAAUAUAUAAUUUGAAGAUGUCAAAUAUAUUUCAUUGGGAAGCACUAACCAUAUAAAAUAUUUAUUCGAUUAACCACCCAUGGCGCUUAUUACUUUUUAAUUUGGACCUUGAGAGUGGACGCUUACUCUAAGUGGGCGUUUAUUCAAGGCUGGGCGCUUAUUAAAUUUUCACCGUUUUCAGCAAGUGUAGUAUGAGUCUAGUAUGUUUAUUUUGCGACAAAACAAUAAAUGGUAAUAACGAAACGCGAAGAUGUAACAAAGCAAGGUUUCUGUAAACUUCCCCUACUCUGAAGAAAACUUCGUCUUCGGGGAAGUCUCUUUAUAUUAGUACUUAUUCAAUUUCAAUCUCAUGGCACCCAAGAGGGUGGGGUGGGGGUGGGCGAUCAAGGCUGGCCGCUUGUUAACUUUUUCUGCCUUUAGGAUGGGUGCUUAUUCGAGGUGGGCGCUAAUUCGAGGUUGGGCGCUUAUUCGAAUAAAUACGGUAAUUGUUUGGUUAGCCUGUACACAGACGUUUUAUUUUCUUUUCGUUCAUUUCGAGUAGGGCAAAAUGUUGGCUUAGGGGAGUGGUAGGUGGGCCGUUUCCCAGAAACGUAAAAUGAUCCACAGUGGAUUAGUUUCAGUGUCUAAAUACAGACUUAAAUAAGAAAACUGGGCUAUUAUUUUGGAAUAAAAUUGAUGCAAAGACACGUUUAGGCUUAAAGAUAGCGAAUAGCGUGAUUUAUCCCCUUUAAAGAGAAGUGUAUGGUUGAAAUAAAACGUUAUGUAAUAUCAGAUAUCCCUUAAAUCUAGUAUCAAGGUCAUUGUGAGGGUUUCCAGUAUAAUAUUCAAUAGCUUUUUAAAUUCUCUCUUUACGUACCGUUUAAAAACGAGCAGAAGUGUAUUAUCAGGUUUAAAAACUACGACUGCGAUUUUUUUUUUUUAACGGUGAGCGGCUUCAUAACCUCUAUAAGUCAACUCAUUCUUGCACUAAUUAGUAGAUUUGGGUUAUUUCGGUCUAAAAACAAAACGUUAAAGUGUAGCCGGCACAUUCAGUUGUCCGCUUUAUCAGAUAUACUACAAUCAUAAACAUUAAUUUCUUCAUUUUCUUUAUGAAUCAUUAAAAAAUGAGUUUUUAUCUAGGUUUUGAACUGGUUUUAAAGCAUCAUUAAACAAACCUACCAAACUCAAAACGGACGCGUAUAUCUAAAACAUUAGACACUAGCUUUAAAUUAAAGACGAGAGCGGUCAACGAAAAAAUACCGGAGAAGGUGCAUUGAAUUUUAAAGGGCUAAUAUCCAAACAAUUUAAAUUAGCAAAAGGACUUUGCAAUGUCAUCAACAUCUGCUACUUUAUUUGCUGUUUUGAAGGAACCUGGGAACGAGGUUGGGAACAUUACACUCGUAGGCGUUCCAAAUAUGACCAUAAGUGCAGCUUGAAUUUCAUGCUUUCUUAUAUCUAUAUCUUUCUAUCUGUCUCCAUGCUUAUUGUUGUUAUUGUUACACUCCGUGGGUUCAGCGGAUAAAACGUUCUGCGAUAAUGACAAGUUUCUACUGUUUUUCCUCCGAUACACACUCGUCCGAUCCGCUCUCACGCUCGACAAGCCCAAAUAUGGCACCCCCCGUUUUUAGAAAGCAGCAUGCAGCAUCACACCACACUGAAAUGACUCCUGGGUUCAACCUUUCACAGUUUUACACUACACUACGUCACGCAAUGACCCAUUACACUGCCCCCCUCCUAGACAAAUUGUUCGUCUUGAUUAAUAGUGAUUUAUAACAACAACAAACACAGGUGUCUAAACUGUUCGAGUGUUCCGAAAACAAACAUUUUAACUUCAUGCUCACCGAGAUAUGAUAAUUUAGUAUGAGAAAAUAGAAGGGAUUCCCGUCACGGAUAAAAAAGAUAAAAAGAUAAGUAAUGAGUUGGUUUAAUUAUUGGCUUGCAUUAAAUCUAUGUAAAAAAGAUAUUUUUUUUUAAUAGUAAGUAGAUUUAAUGCGUAGCAUUUCUUGAUUUUUUGGCAAAGGAAGAAGAAGCACGAGAAUUGAUUAAAAAUCGUGAGUUAAACCUCUAUGUAUCACUCGAUCGCUUGUCUCACCGUUCCAAAAUUAUCAUAUCCCGGUGAGCAUUCGGAAGUCCGCCAAGCGCGGUCAUUGCACGCGAGCUGAACAAGAACGUUGCAUCAUGACAGACUAGAAACAAUAGAAAACUCCCAAAGCACAAACUCAGCCAAAACGCUAAAAAUCUUCAAUGUUUUCUCAAGUUCGGGCUUACAGAAAAUAAUGUCACAGUCUAUCACCGACCAUGAAAUUCACAACCGGGGUAGUUAGUUAAUCAAUUGUGGCCCUGAAAAAAAUUGAGGGAAAAAAAACAACGAAUUUUCAGAAAAAUGCUUUUUUGUGAGAAGGACUCUUAAACUCUGACAAACGUCAACAAAUUAUAGCUAAAAAUAAUUUAUAUAUGUUUGCAUUGUUCGAAAUCGCGCGCAUUUACCACGGCCCUAAAUCUGUUAUAAAGAUCCCCAAAAUAAAGGGAUAAAUCUCAUAGUUUAUUAGAUAUAGUCAUGUGAAGUUUGCUUAUCACUUUCAAAUAAUUUAGGACAUUUUAUGACCUAAAUUUUGAAACCGCUGAAUUUCUCGUAUUGGGUCUUUGCGAUUUUGGCGAAACUCUGUUUAGGCACUAAUUCGCACUAUAUUUAGCCUGUUCCAGGCGUUCAAAUGGUGGGGAGCGGGCGAAAAUUAUGGCGCCGGCGAAAAAUUGACGUUUCUGUUUGCGCUCGAUUUAACUUGCUCUCCACUAUCUAAACGCCUGGGACAGGCUACACUAUAUGUAGCCGAGAGAUGUUCACGAAAAAAUGCCGGCAACCACAGAAUUUCGACUCAGACCCCAGGGAGAAGUGGCACUAUAAUCACGUGACAUUUACUUCGAUCGCCAACAAUUUUAUGCUGUAUUGUAAAUUAAUCUAUAUGUUAUCCAUGCUAUAUGUGAGACUUAUUACUAUCAAAGAAAAGGUGGGGAUACCAGAGAGCUUCAAAGUAGGAUGGUACCCCCAAUAACUGGGUCGAGUCACCUUAAUUGCAAAUUAGCUAGGAAAUAGGAAAUUUGCAUAUGGUCACCUUUUCAGUACAAAUCAACGCCGGCCCUGCAGCUAAGCAUUUUCUCUUAUUAUAGCGUAACUGAUCUAACAAACCUUUUCCUGAUCACUUGUCGGUUUUUACGUUUAUUUUUUCCUAAGCGCGUUGCUGAAUUUAUCAUCAUAGCGCGAACAGAGAAGUCGAGGACUCAUAGACUUUAUUAAACAAGCCUGCCAAGUGGGUCGUCUAUCAAACAGAUGGUACUCGUAAUUUUAAAAGCAAUUUCUUAAGAUCUCUUAAUAACUUCCUUUUCAGCUGGUAUUUCGAUGAUAUUGUUCCCGGGCCAAGGUUGUGCGCCAAAUAAUUAAAGCAAGCAAUUAAUUAAGGGAAAUUAAGGUCUGUAACCUGUUAAAAUGUUAUCGAAACAAUUCCAGGAAUACGUCGGCGUCUGACAUAUAAUGUCCUAAAAUGUUCUGCAAUUGGUGUAGGAUUUAAUGAAGCCGAAGCCAAUUGUGGAAUUGCACACAUUUUAGGUAUCCUACUGAUGAACAGUUACACGACAAAUACAUAUUAUUUUUAGCAACUACUAUAAUUUGCAGUCUGUCCACUUUGAAUAUAAUCUUCACUUUGAAUAGACACAGUUGACUCCCGAGAACUCGAACCUCCCACUAACUCGAAGUAAUUUUUAUUUCCCUUCUGGACAUCAUUUUACCCUCGAUGACUCGAACUAUGUCAAAAUAGUGGUAGAGGGUCAGAAUUAACCCCCGUUGGUGGAUAGGUAAGGAUAGUUUUGGGAUAGUCUAUGACGUCACCCAUUAUUUUCAUUCCUUACAAAUCGCUGUGUAUUUGACUCUUUUUGUCAUUGUUUUUAAUAAAGUUUUAAAAACGGUAUCUCUCUUGUGGUUUUAUUGCUAGCAAUUAUUAGUCGCGUGUUUUAAUCGAUCCUUGUUAAGUUAUUUAAAAUUGUUUAUAUAAUAAUACGUCAAGGUGCUCCCUUGGGUCUUUCCUGUAGAGCUAAUUUGUAUUCAACUUUGGGCUUGCGAACUCGCAUAAUUAACUGACUAACGGUGCGUGAAACGCUGAGACUGUAAUAGUUUUUCAUUUCCUGGAGAUAGAUAGGAGAAAACGUCAGACAAAAUUGAAAUAGAGAGUUUUCAGUUCUACUUCGUGUAUGUGUUUUGUUUAUAUAUAUCCGAGUUUUAGCGCGAAAUAAGAUAUAGUAAGCCGUUUCUCGCGUUGCUAGGUGAUCGCUUCUCUUAUUCCUAUUUUUGCCUUUUAAUAGACGUUCAAACCAGGUUCAAGUUACUUGACGGGCAAGCCUAGGCAAGCCUAUUGUUCCUAUUGUAGUAUUCGCUCAUCAGUAAAGCUAUACCGAAUUAGUAUACAGGAAGAUAGUUAUUUAUAGUACGGAGGAAGGUAUUUUUUCCCCAGGCUAUCACAAUGGGUGACGUCAUAGACUAUCCCUAAAUUAAACUAUCCUUUCCUAUCCACCAACGGGGGUUAAUUCUGACCCUCGAAAUACGUUUUAAGUGCCAGUUGUAAACCAACUUUACUUCAUCCAAGUCAUGGAAUUUGAAGAGUUCCUCUUAAAACAAAAUAUGCAUUUAAAAAUGCAAAAAAAACAAAACUUUGUUCACGAAUUUGUGACGUUCUCACGAUGCACAUUUCAGAAAAAAAUAAUUAAAUAAUAAAUAAAAAACCUCUCAGUUUUCAGAUGAGUUCUCUCUAAUUGAACAUGUUGACUUAGGGAGUAAAUUGACUGAAAACAUAUGACGUUUGCCCGACUAAAACUACCGUCUACCAGACAUGGUAAUAUGUUGCAACUCGUAAUUAAUUUAUAAAUUUUAUUGAUUGGAGUCUAGCGAAACAUUUGUUAAUGUCAUUGUAGACCUGUCAAAUUACUUUAUGUUUGUUACCACACGUUUCUGAUAGGUGUGUUAAAUAAAAAAACGCAAUUUAUACUACAUAAAAACUUUGUGUGUCAUAGCGAAAAAGAACACUUUUUGUGACGCAGUCAAAGUAAGGCACCUCGUCUCUACAUUACAGCAAGAAGAAUGGUAAACUUGACGGAAGGCGGAAACGUCACUGUGAUGAAGACACUGCUUCCUGCAAACAUACAUGUAGGUUUAUACAUUGCGUUAACAGCUGUAAAUAUUGUUGUGUCCAUCACGGCAUCUCUGGGCAACAUUUUGAUCCUGGUUGCUCUUCGCAAAGUGACUUCUAUUCAUCCGCCGACAAAACUGUUGUUUCAAUGCUUGGCUAUCACUGAUCUUGGCGUUGGUCUCAUUUCCCAGCCACUCAUGGCCACCCUGAUGCUCAUGGCUGAUAAUAUUGACAUCAAAAUUUGGAAGAUAUGUUUAAAACUGCUUUCGUCUUUAUCCAUUCCUUUUUGUGGAGUAUCAGUUUUUGCAUCAACUGCCCUGAGUGUGGACAGACUUCUCGCCCUGGUUUUGGGGUUAAGGUACAGACACAAAAAACCGCCAAAAUUAUAAUUACAAUUUGCUUGACACUUUGUCUCAUUAUCUCGCUGUUCUCUUACACGAAGAUCGUCCUUAAACUUCGGCAACAUCAGUCCAGCGUACGAGACAAUGUCCAGCAAAGAAGAACGAACGCAGGAGGAAUUCCACUGAACCUAGAUCGAUAUAAGAGGAUUGUUGUAAGCAUAGCUUUGGUGCAACAGGCAUUAGUUAUAUGCUAUUUUCCAUUUCUUAUUUUCCACAUUGUGACUCAUCUGAAGGACAUUCACCCUGGCCAUUAUUUACUUUGGUAUUUUCAUACUUCCACUCUCAUUUUCCUUAACUCGUCUUUAAAUCCGUUUCUGUACUGCUGGAGGAUCAAAGAAAUUCGACAAGCAGUGAAAGCCACAAUCACAGGUUUAUGCGCCUGU
This is a messenger RNA of Porites lobata, 6840 nucleotides long. Lineage: Eukaryota; Metazoa; Cnidaria; Anthozoa; Scleractinia; Poritidae. The record is from the annotation of a GenBank genome assembly.